Messenger RNA from Trichomonas vaginalis G3, 1155 nucleotides. RefSeq names its product beclin 1 family. Gene Ontology annotation, biological process: late endosome to vacuole transport; autophagy; autophagosome assembly. Lineage: Eukaryota; Parabasalia; Trichomonadida; Trichomonadidae. Gene Ontology annotation, cellular component: phagophore assembly site; phosphatidylinositol 3-kinase complex, class III, type II; phosphatidylinositol 3-kinase complex, class III, type I. The transcript has a single exon. The record is from RefSeq and is a predicted model, not a curated record. Bases 1 to 1155 code for a protein of 384 amino acids.
AUGGAUACUGAUGGCAAAGAAAACAAACAAUCAAAUUCAUCCGAAGAAAACAAUGAAAAUGAGUUACCACAGGUUAACGCACUAUUUGUGUGUCCAAUUUGUGGCGGUCUAACACUGAUAUUAUCUGAUUCAUGGACUCAGUCUAUGAAUGGAGCUCCUGACUUAAGUCCUACUCCAAAAACCAGGAGGCCAGCAGAACUUAUUAGUUAUAGCAAGUCAUUUAGUUAUAAAAAAAAUGAUAUGAAUUGGACUCACUACAAAAAGUUCCAGGAGUUUAAUGAAUUUUUCGACAGUACAAAAUUAUCAGUGUUCCCUUACUGCAAUAGCUGUUCUUCAAAUAUUUUACAAUCGAUCCGCAAAAAAUCAGGAUUUUUAAACUACGGAGAGUCUCUUUUUCUAAGGCUUGAUAUUACAGAUAAAUUUAUUUUUGCAAAUACGUUAAAAGAAGAAAUUGAAAAAAUUAUUAAUGAGAAGAACGCUUUUCUUGAGGCCAAAACCGAAUACGAGAAAGAAACCAAUCGUUUAAAGACCCAAGGAGGCAAAAGACGUAAUUCAUCAUACUUAACAAAAGGCUAUGUUGAGGGCGAAAUAAAUUCAAGUGCUCUUGUACCAAAAACAUCUGGUCCUCCGCGUGCAUUUUCAUCAUUAACAUCCUGCAUGAUAUUCCAUAUUAGUUAUAAUCGAUUUUACGGAACAAUUAAUACUCUUAGACUUGGACAAAAUAUUUCACGCGAAGUUCCAUACGAAGAAAUCAAUAAUGGAUUCACAAUGUUAUUCCAUUUGAUUUCUUCGAUGUGCAGAAUUGGAAAUAUUGAUUGCUCGAACCUUACAAACGGAAUUCCAUUAACCAUUGAUGGCACAGUUCUCAAUGCUGCAGAUACGACAUAUAGAAAAGGUGUUGUUGUGUUUAAUCAAGCAAUCACCAAAUUAUUUGCCUUUUGUUCAAGUCUAUUCAUGAAUUCCAUUGUAGGAACACAUUCUUUGACACCUCCAUUUAUCAUCAAUACAGAAGAAAAUACAAUAAGCCAAGAAUCGUUUUUAUUCGACGCUAAAAAUCCAGAUGGAUGGACCAGGGCAAUGAAACUCCUUCUUUUUAACUUCAAGUUCAUUCAGAUGAAGAUGCUCAAAGGAACACGAAUCAUUCCUUCUGUAUAA